Papaver somniferum (opium poppy) is the source of this 1053-nucleotide messenger RNA. Its product is annotated as probable WRKY transcription factor 40. The record is from RefSeq and is a predicted model, not a curated record. Gene Ontology annotation, biological process: regulation of DNA-templated transcription. The transcript has 4 exons. Bases 127 to 957 code for a protein of 276 amino acids. Lineage: Eukaryota; Viridiplantae; Streptophyta; Magnoliopsida; Ranunculales; Papaveraceae. Gene Ontology annotation, molecular function: DNA-binding transcription factor activity; sequence-specific DNA binding.
CAUCCUUUGCCCAGUAUAUGUUCGCUAAUUAGACAGGGAACCUUAUUCUUUUCCAAAAAUUUAUUACCCGAUAUUAUAGAUUCCGCACACUGUUUCUCCAAAAAUAUCGCUUUCUUUACGAAUUUCAUGGGUAAUUUGGUGCAGGAUGAUAGUUCACUUAGUUUGGAACUCAACAUCAAUCCGCUAGUGCAUUACAAAGAAUCGUCGGGAGGACGCGGCAGUUUGAUACAUGAGUUGAAUCGGAUGAGUACAGAUAACAAGAAGCUAAAAGAAAUGCUGAUAGAAAUAGCAAAGAAACUCAACACAAUGCAGAAUCAUCUAACAGAAUUCAUAAGCGAAAACCAAGCAAAUUUGAGUUCUACUACAACGACGUCAAAAAAGAGGAAGGCUAAUGGUCAAGAAGUUAAGGAUAACACUGAUUGUAUACCAAGUAGUACAAGUAACAGUGUAAUUAUCAGUAAUUCCAUGGAAAACAGCUCGAUGAGUGGCGAUGAAAAUUCCUGGAAAAAACCAAGAGAAUAUCUCAGGAGUACAAAGAUUUUAAGAACAUAUUCACGACUCGAUCCAUCAGAUACAAGUCUGCAAGUGAAAGACGGAUAUCAAUGGAGGAAAUACGGUCAAAAGGUUACUAAAGAUAACCCAUCUCCAAGAGCUUACUUCAGGUGCUCCUUGGCCCCGUCUUGUCCUGUAAAAAAGAAGGUACAAAGGAGUUUCGAAGAUAAAUCAGUCCUAGUAGCUACAUAUGAGGGCGAGCACAAUCACUCGUUACAUCCAAAUGUUACACUACUAGAUUUGACCCGAACUGGACUUUGUGACGAUGUGAAGCAAUGCAACUUAAAGACUGAUCAGUAUGGAAUGCAGCGGUUUUUGAUUGAGAAAAUGGCAUCUUCUUUAGCACAAGAUCCUAUCUUCAAAGCAUCACUUGCCUCGGCCAUUUCAGGAAGGGUUCACGAUUAAUAGUCUCUUGAUUAACAGUCUCUUGUGGCAUCUCUUCUUUCAUAACUACCGAGAGAAAAAAACUUUCUUUUUGAAUGAAUGUUAGUCUUUCCACUU